AUGGGGGACGACAUCGAAGACAAAGCGAUUUCAUCCGCGCACGAUGAAAUGAACAGCUUGGACCUACCGCUAACAGGCCAUAAAUUCAAGUUCUCAGCCAAAGCCAAGAGACAAGAUGGCGACGUUGCGCUGGCCCUCUUCGCCAACGCCGAUGACCUAAAUGAACCCAUUGACCCGGACGAAGAGAAGAAACUCAUCCGGAAAAUUGACUUGAUUAUCCUGCCUUUGAUUGCGGUCAACUAUGCCUUCUUCUAUAUUGACAAGACCACGCUCUCAUACGCCGCGAUAUUUGGUAUUCGGGAGGAUCUGGGCCUCCAUGGCACGCAGUAUAGUUGGCUCAGCAGUCUAUUCUACUUCGGCUUUCUUGCUUGGGCCUUCCCAACGAAUUUCCUGAUGCAGCGACUUCCACUAGGCAAAUAUGUCGGAGCCAACAUCUUCCUAUGGGGCUUCUUCCUCAUGCUGCAAGCCGCAUGCAACAGCUUCGCCACUCUCGGGGUGCUGCGAGCACUCGCUGGUGCCGCCGAGGCAUGCAGCGACCCCAGCUUCAUGCUUAUCACCCAGAUGUGGUACACGCGCCGCGAACAACCCCUCCGCAUCGGACUCUGGUACACCGCCAACGGCCUGGGAAUCGCACUCGGCGGUCUCCUAGGGUACGGCAUCGGACACAUACACGGUGCCUUGGCAUCAUGGAGAUACGAGUUCAUCAUCAUCGGUGCCCUGUGCUGUGUCUGGGGAAUUGUCAUAGCGGUCUUCAUGCCGGAUUCCCCUGUCACGGCGAAGUUCCUGAAUGAUCGGGAGAAGAGAAUUACGAUUCAGAGAUUGAAGACGAACCAGACGGGCGUGGAGAAUAAGCAUUUGAAGUGGUAUCAGGUGGUCGAGGCAUUCAUGGAUAUCAAACUCUAUCUUUUCUUUCUCCUCGGUACCGUGUGCAACAUGCCGAACGGAGGUAUCUCUAACUUUGGAACGCUGAUUAUCAAGGGCUUCGGUUUCUCGACGCUUGUAACAACACUAAUGCAAAUCCCGUACGGCGUGUUGAUCAUCUGCUCGAUCCUGACAUGCGUGUACCUGAACGACCGAUUCCCGAACAACAAUCGCUGCCUCUUCGUAUUGAUCUUCCUCUGCCCCAACAUCGCAGGCGCAUUCGGGCUCCGGUUCGUCGAUGAAUCGCAACGGGCAGGUCGCUACAUCUGCUACUUGCUCACGGGACCGUACAACGCGGCGUUCGUGUUAAUUUUGUCAUUGCAGAUUGCAAAUACCGCGGGCCACACCAAGAAGGUGGUCACGAAUGCCGUCUUGUUUCUGGGAUACUGUACGGGCAAUAUCGCGGGCCCUUUCUUCUACAAAACGAAUCAGGCGCCGCAGUAUGAGUUGGGGAUCUGGAGUAUGAUUGUUAGCCAUCUCAUCGAGGUCUGCAUCAUCGUGACCUUCUGGGUGCUGAUGAAGGCGGAGAACCACCGGCGCGACAAGGUCCAGGCACAGGAGGCCGGUGGCCUCGAAGGCCGAGAUCUCGACGCCACGGCUUUCGGCGAUCUCACCGAUCGUGAGAAUUUGAAUUUUAGAUAUAUUUAUUAG
Molecule: messenger RNA, 1572 nt
Organism: Exophiala aquamarina CBS 119918
Lineage: Eukaryota; Fungi; Ascomycota; Eurotiomycetes; Chaetothyriales; Herpotrichiellaceae
Exons: 8
Coding region: 1-1572 (523 amino acids)
Biological process (GO): transmembrane transport
Cellular component (GO): membrane
Molecular function (GO): transmembrane transporter activity
Source: RefSeq, a predicted model, not a curated record